AUGUGCGUCUCAGUGGGUCCGGGAUUCCCCAGCCUGGGCCCUGGGGUUCCCCCGGCGGCCAUGUCUGCGCCGGCCGCGUCGCCCGCCGCCGCCUGCCUCGAUGUGCCGGGGGCGGACGGCGGGGGUGGGGGCGAGCCGCCGCCCCCAGGGCAGACCCCUGAUAAGGCGUCUGGCGCCGGCGUCACCACCGUCACCUCGUUCGUUGGCAGCAGCCGCAGGCACCGCCUCGUCCGGUCGCAGGUGAACAGCUCCGAGUACUUCAGCGUGAGCUUCGAGCUGCCCAGCGGCGCGGACGCGGGCCCGGACGAGUUCGUCGCGGCGUGUCGCGGCGUCACGCUAGCAGAGGCACUGCAGGCGUCGUGCAACCGACGCGGCGUCGACGUCAGCGCAGUGAGCGUCUCGGUGGACGACGCCCGAACGCCACUGACUGCCGACACGGCCACCCUUGCUGGACGUCACAUCAGGGUCAGAGUUCGCGACGCACAGAGUCCCACGAGAAGUUCCAGCAAAGACUCCAGCGCUUCCUCGGCGCCGCUGCUCAAAAGCGUUUCGGAGCAGAGCUACGACCGCGGCUGGUCCUCCGGACGGUCGUUCUUCAGCGUGAGCACCGAUGAAGGCGGCGACCAGGAGGCGGCGCCCAGCCGGGCCGACAGGGGCGCCGCCAGCGUGCGCUCCCAGGGCUCGUCCUCCAAGCAGCGCUGGAGCAGCCUCUUCGGGAACUCCAAGGACACGAAGAUGGAGGCGCUGGUGGAGCAGCUGAAGCAGUACUCGGAGAGUGGCAUUCCCAGGCACGUCCGCGCAGACCCAGAUGAGUACGAGACCCACCGUGAGGAGCUGGAGCAGAUGGGCAAAGGCGACUGGCGGGAGCUGCUGUGCGGGGGCGGCGCCGAGCUGACGGAGCGCCGGCGCCAACAGCAGGCGGCGCUCUGGGAGCUGCUGGCCACCGAGGCCGCCUACGUCCAGGUCGUCCACGUCGUCACCAGGCUGUUCCUGGCGUGCCUGCGCUCCCUGCAGGGCUGCGGCCUGCUGGUCGAGGUGGACGCCGGCCGGCUCUUCUGCAACGUGGAGGCGGUCGCGGCCGCCAGCCUGCAGUUCUGGGUUCGACACCUGGCGCCCGCCGUCGCCAGCGCCCGGCACCGCUCGCUGCCGCUCGACCCGCUGCACCUCAGGGACGGCUUCCUCAGGUUCCACGAGAUCUUCCAGCCGUACACGCGCUACUGUGCGGAGCAGCUCAACUGCCAGGCCUACUGCCGGGAGAUGUGCCGCAAGGACGAGCUGUUCGCCGCCUACCUGGCCUGGUGUGAGGCGCAGCCAGCGUGCGGCCGCCUGAGGUUGGCAGACCUGCUGGUGAAGCCGAUGCAGCGCCUCACCAGAUACUCUCUGCUGCUCAGGGCGGUGCUCCGGCACACCGACGACGAGCACCAUGCCACCGCCCUGGCCCGGAUGAUAACGAGUGUUGACGAGUUCGUCAACAAUGUGAAUUCCUCACUGAAGACGAAACAGGACAACGAGAAGCUGAAGGCCCUCAUAGCGAGGAUCGAGUCCUACGACGUCGUGGAGGCGGUCAAGGACGAAGAGCUGGAGCGGCUGGUGCGCGUCCAUUCGCAGCUGGACCUGACGGGCCCCAUGCCAGGUUGCCACGUCUCACAACCCAGGCAGCUGCUUCUCGAGUCCGACCUGAAGCUGCGCGAGGGCGCUGCCUCCAAGACGGACGUGCGGUGCGUGCUGGUGACGGACGCUCUGCUGGUGUGCAAGCCGGCUGGGAGGCGGCGCGGCUCUGCCUCCAGGGCGGGGGCGACGUUGCGGGUGGUGCGGCCGCCCUACCUGGUGGAGCGGCUGCGGGUGGCAGAGCUCCCCUCCGGCCUGGGCGUCGCCGUCGUCUACCUGAGCGAGUGGCGCACCGCCGUGCACGCCUUCACUCUCUCCAGCAACGACCCCAGGACCGUCCGGGUUUGGGUGGAGGCAGUGCAGCGCGCGCAGGACCUGUACGCGACGGCGCGGAUGGCCUGGUCUCCAGCGCCACAGCUGUCUUCCCCACUCGGGGCGGCGCCGCCCCUGCCUCUUUCCCACAUGGGGGUGGCACAGCAGCAGCAGAUGGGGGCGGCAGAGCCGCAGCCGGAGUGGCCAGGGGCGGCGGCGGCGGCGGCAGCAGCAGGGGCGGCAGCGACAGCCGAGGCGAUGCCGCACAGCCCCCGACUGGAGUCCAGUAGGAGCAGCCGCCUCUCCAGCCUGGCACACUCGCACAGCAGCUCACUGGAGAUGAACGAGGCAUCUUCGCUGAGCAGCGCAUCCCAGUCACAGUCUCGUGAGGCCAGCGUGGACAUCAACCGCGGCUCCAGUGUCAGCUCUGACGAGGGUCUGCUGAUGCCCCAUUCCACGACAGCCACUGGAGACUCCAGGCAGGCCACCUCACCCAGGACUGACAGGAGGUCGCGCCUGCUGUCGCCGACUCCCAGCUCGCUGUGCCUGCUGCAGCCGCCCAGCUUCCAGUCGGGGCUGGGCCAGUCGCUGCCCAACCUGACCCUGAGCUCCAGCCGGGGCACGGACACGGUGCUGGCCUCGCGCAGCGUCACGCCCACGCCCAGGUCGUCGCCGGCCGCAGCCGGACCUGCCACCACCGGCGGCUCCCCAGUUCUGGGCCAGAGCCCACCUGCCUCGCUGCUCCUGGUGCCCGGACAGGGCCACGGCGCCAUCCGGAAGCAGCGGCACGCCCAGCCACAACACCUGCUCAGCCCCGGACACAGAGGUGUGUCUUAUCCACCUCCCAGUCCGUGCCGAGGGUCCCUGCAGCGCGCGACGCCGGUGCCACAGUCUCGGAACCCUCCACUGGUGAAGACUGGUCACGUGGCCAGCGUGGGCAGUAUAGGGCUCCAGCACACGCCACCACCACCACAGCGGUUCUCUGAUCUCGAAGUGCCACUUAUAGCAGGUGUUUCACCACCAAGUGACGAGAAGCCGUCACCGGGGGACUACCCUGCUGAAGAUGGCAGAGGACCGUCUCAACAGCUACUCCAGUCUCCAGGCGCUGGUCCCGUCGAUGUCGGUGUCACUGGCGCCGCUGAUGGCGGCAACGGCAAUGGCAAGAGAGCCGGUCGCACCGACAACCGGAGGUACAAGACUGCCGGGGCCAUAGACGACAUCAAGAAACAGGAGUCGCGCGACUGCAGCAUCCACAAGCGGCUGUCCUGGAACUGUGGUCGCCAGCAGCAGCAGCCGGGGGCGGCGGGGGCGGCGGCGGCCGUGGGGGCGGGCAGCGGGGGCGGCAGCCAGGAGAGCGUGCGCUCGUCCAGCGGCGUCAGCUCCGGGGGCAGCGCCGGCUGCCUACUGCCGCAAGGUGCAGAGCCGGUGCAGGAGGUGGUGUACGAGUGGCGGCGUGCGCCUUCGUGCCCAUCUCAGCCACAGCCCCAGGGGCAGCGCCAGCUAUAUGUGGGGACAGGGGGCUACUACCCCCAAGGGGGGACGCCUCCCCUCUCUCCCCGGGCUGUGCCCCUCGAGGCAGUCAACGUCGAGAUGGUGCACCCCGCAAGGACUCCUGAGUCCAGCCAAGGUGCGAGUGGGACUCCGACACCGAGGGCAGCCACGCCAUCGCCGACGCCACUGGAGCACCAGCACCACCACCACCACCGCCACCAGCACCACCAGAGGAGGCCACCCGGUGGGCUGCAGAGGAUGAAGGACGCCAUCGUCAUGGAUUCCCCCAUUGAUGGCUCGAAUGUCUGAUGACCAAUCUGGAAAUAUCUCUACAGUAUUUUAUUGGACUGCAAGAUCAGCAGAGUGAGGAAAGUUUGGAAAGAUUGUGACAUUGCAUCAAGGAUGGUCACCGUGGCAGCAAUACAUGGUGACAUGGUGUCUGUCUUUUUACAAAGUGUACUCAUUUUUAUUCUUUAGAAAUGUAAUGUAAGACAGGUGCUUUCUAGCUGGAAAAAAGAAAUGUUUCUGCUCAGGAUUCACUUUCUGAUGUCCUCUGAUUAGUGUAGAACCUUGCACCUAAUACUGUAUAAACAUUUCUGAUAGUGCAUCGGUAACUUACUGUGUGCACACAUUCUGUGAAUUAGUGACUGAUACGAGGAAAACAGGAUUGGUUCUAAGAACACACAGUAUAUUAAGUUCUUCCUGAUGCUGUGAUUUUGAGUUCUACUUGGCUUUAACACUAUCAGCUUUAAAUGAGUACUUGAAAUAUGUACAAUAAUGUCACUGCAAAUGAAAAAUUAUGAGGAGUAGUAGGCCAGAAGGAGUUCCCUAAGGCCUGUUGCUGUAUUUCUGUAUUAGGUGGUUCAUAGUAUUUUUAUCUUUUAUAUUGCUCUUUACAUAUGCUGUUGUGCACUGUCAGACGUUUUUUUAUUAGUUUUUGGCUAUGAAAUGGGUGCCAUAUAUGGCAUACUUUGUCCUAUACCAAAAGACAAGAAUGUUUUAGCUGCAGCUUGCAGUAUGUAGAAAAUGUUUGUGAUGAGUAGGAUGAUAUAUUAAUUCUGAAAUGAACUGUAGUGUACAAAGAGAAACCUAACCUGAUAUUCAAUGCAGUAUGAAAACCCUAUCCAUCUAUUUUGGAAAUGAACUACCACAAGCUAUUUAACUAUACAUGUUCAUUUCAUGUGUCACUGUACUUAAUUAUGGGGACCAUAACAUUGAAAAACUUUUUGGGAUACAAAAGAGGUAGUGUGGUGCCCUCAAAUAGUCUUUUUUUCUAAUACAACGAGAAACGUAUGGAGCAAAUUAAUAUAAUGUCUGUACACUAUGUGUCUGUAUAAACGCCUAAGCGCAUAUGUUGUCGCAAGAUGACGACUUCUUCUGAACGUUUGGCCUUAUAAUCUUGGACCAAGAUACCAGAUCAUUAUUGCAAAUAUUUACAAACAGUAUUUUAAAUUGUAUGUGUACUCUAGCAGUAUUAUGUGCACAAAUUAGUUAUUUACAACUAAAUGUUUACUCUUGUAGGGAAACAUAGAUAACUGUUAAAAAUUGUUAAAGUUCUUCUCUUGUUAUUACAUUUGUGUAUAAAGACUUUUCAGUCACUCUACCCUUGCUUGUGAAUUUGCAAGACUUGGUAGUUUUAUGGUGAACAACAGUUUACAUACUUAAACAUCAUUGAACUGUAAGUUUGUACUAAUUUCGCACUGGGAAAAUUCUAUUUUUCCAUUUCCUUCUUAAUAGUGGUAUUCUUUUGAUGGAGGGCACUGAAUUUAUUUCUCUCCAUGAGGAGUAACAGCCAGAAAAAUGCAGUCAGAAAGUUGUAUGUUUUAAAUAUUUACAUGUCUAGAAGUAGAGUGUUUUAGUAAAAAAUUUGGUAUGUGAGCCAUUUUGGCAAAUAAGCUGAGAUUGCAUUAGUUCACUGAUAUAGUAUUGUAAAAAAGUUUUAGUCAUUGCAAUUUUUUAUUUUAAUUUAAGGGUCUAAAUGUAAGUUCAGACCUAUUUUGUUAGUAAAUCAAAAUAUCAGGACCCACAGAGUUCAUUUAGGUAACAAUGCAAGGUACUGCAAUCAAUCAGCUUUUACCAAAUGGAACAUCUAGUGCAAUGAAAUGUCUAGUCCAAUUAAAUCAUGAACACAUAAUAAAUGUCAGUAAGUCUUCUUAUCCACAUAAUGUAAAAACCCUGAAUGUUCUGUAUAUUUUGUUAUUGUAGGUUUUACCUUAAAUUUAAUGAGCAGAUCUAGUGUAUAUUACAAGGAAUUAUAUGAUAAAUAUUGUUUUGUAAGUCAAACUUUGUGGACUCAAAUGUUUGGAUUAAGUAGAUUUUGAUGACCGAUAAGAUGUAGUGACAAAAACCAAAAAUAUUAUGUCAAAUACUAAAUUUUAUUUUAGCAAUAUUUUAUAUACAAUGAAAAAAAUAUAAUCUCAUUUUUAAUUAUACUUUAUUUUCACAUAUUUUGACAUUGCUUAUGUGACGGCAACCACUUAAUAAUUAAAGAAGCAUAUGGCAUCUGUUAUAGACUUCAUGCAACCGUUUAUUUGUAGAAAUUCACCAUGAUACUGUCAAAUGGAUUUCACAUUUCCAGUUUCAAUUGUAAAAUAUUAACUGCAUGUAUCCUCUUUUUCUGUGCACUGUAUUGAUUCGAUAUUUCAUAUUACUCUAGUGUAGUUGCUUUAGCUAACCAUUUGAUAUAUCAUGUAAUGUUUCUCAGUUGUGCUGCAAGAUAAGUCAUUAUUGUUAUAAUAACGGAGAAACUGAUUGCAUUUGAGGAGCUAUUAUGAAGAACUAAAUGCAAUAUUUUUACCUGAAAAUAUAAAACCAAGCCCCGGGAAUGUUUUGUGACAAAUGUAUGCAAAAUAUGGAUAUAAGUUGUGGUAUGUUUCUGUCAGUUGUAAGCAAAAUCAAAGAUAUAGACUGUACAAAUAUGAUGAAAUAGGUAUUCCUACAUUUUUAUAUUGUUGAUUUCAAUAAGACCAAACUUUUUUUUCUCUUCAGACAUGACCCUCCUGUCCACGCAGAAAUUUUGUUUCAUAUACAACAUGUGCACAAUACAAGCAUGUAGCCAAUUCUCAUUGUUCAGAGUAGAGUGUCCAUUUACAGCCACUAGAACAUAAAGAACUGCAGAAUUCAUGUUGUUGCUAAUGAGGACAUAUCCCUAUUCCAAAAUAGGAACACUAAUAGCUCUUAUGUCCCAUGUGAUUAAAUUAGGAGUUGAGAUCAAUAAGACAGGUGCACAUAUCCCCUAUCUGCUUCAGUCAAGGUGUCCACAACCAUUACCCUUCUCAUGCUUUCAUCUUUGGUGUUUCAGUAUGAAGCGAAUACAGAGUUUUGAAUGGCAUCUGUUACAGUUCUGGCUUCCUCUUAGGGGGCUGAUGAUGGUGUACUUCUGACAGUUAUUUUGUCGGAAGAGAGACUUGAUGUACUGCUGGCAUUGCAUGAUUUUUUUGUGAUGCUGCUGCACAUCUCAUGCGCGUUUUUGCAUCCCUGAGACACUGACAUUAUUAACACUAUUUUGUUGUUCACAGUGUUCACCAAGCUUCUUUCCCCAUUGCAUACUUCCAUUUUCUUGUUUAAAAAUCAAACAUCAAGAUAAAAAGUUUACUGAUUGCCAUGUAAGGAAACAAAAAUGCACCUGCAUGAACCUCUGAAAUUUUUCUAAUUAUUCCUGGUAUCCAAGUUAGCCCCAUAAUAACAAAUAGUUUUACUUGAUAUAAAUAAAAC
Schistocerca cancellata (South American locust) is the source of this 7125-nucleotide messenger RNA. Its product is annotated as pleckstrin homology domain-containing family G member 5. Lineage: Eukaryota; Metazoa; Arthropoda; Insecta; Orthoptera; Acrididae. Gene Ontology annotation, cellular component: plasma membrane; axon; endocytic vesicle. The coding region runs from base 1 to 3720 and encodes 1239 amino acids. Gene Ontology annotation, biological process: Rho protein signal transduction; endothelial cell migration. Gene Ontology annotation, molecular function: guanyl-nucleotide exchange factor activity. The transcript is spliced from 22 exons. The record is from RefSeq and is a predicted model, not a curated record.